AUGGCAUCAAGUAGCACAAGACCCAAAUAUGACGUGUUUGUGAGCUUCAGAGGUGAGGACGUACGCAACACCUUCGCUGAUCAUCUCUUUGCCGCUUUCCGUAGAAACGGAAUAGUUGCAUUUAGAGACGAUAGGAAUCUGAUGCAAGGACAGCACAUCUCCACUGAGCUGGUGCAAGCAAUUGAAGGAUCUCAGGUUCUCAUUGUCAUCUUCUCUAAGAACUAUGCUACCUCUUCAUGGUGCUUGCAGGAACUCGCUAAGAUGCUUGAUUGCAGCAAUACGAUAACAGAACCAAAUCUGUUGCCUAUUUUCUACGAUGUGAGUCCGUCUGAGGUGCGUAAACAGACCGGAGACUAUGGGAAAGCGUUGGCUGAGCAUGAAGAAAGAUUCAAACAUAACUCAAAGAUGGUGCAACAAUGGAGGGAAUCUCUGCUGCAAGUCGCCAAUCUCUCUGGUUGGGAUAUACAAAAUAAGCAGGAGAAUGGAGAGAUUGAAAAAAUUGUUAAGAGGGUGAGAAGCAAAUUAGGUUGCAAUUCGUUAAGUGUGGAUGGGUUGGUUGGGAUGCAAUCUCGUGUGGAGGAAUUGGAAAACCUGAUUGAUUUCAACUCCGAUAAUGAAGUUCGGGUUGUAGGCGUUUGUGGCAUGGGUGGGAUAGGAAAGUCAACACUUGCUAGGGUCGUGUAUGGUAGAAACCUUCAUAAAUUUGGUGCUCAUUGUUUUGUUGAUGAUAUAAGCAAAGUUUUUCGUGAUGCGGGUGGUCUAUCUUCUCUACAAAAGCAACUUGUUUGUCAAAUUACAAAUGGAGAGAUCCAAGAUAUAUACAAUCAUUACGAAGCUAAGAGUUUGAUGAAAACUAUGCUACGUUGUCAAAAGGCUCUGAUUGUUCUAGAUAAUGCCGAAGAAGUUGAACAGUUAGAGAAGCUUGGCGUGACUCGUGAUUGUCUAUGUCCAGGAAGCAGAAUUGUAGUAACUUCUAGAGAUCAACAUGUCUUGAACUCUUUUGGGCUAGAUCAAACAUACAAAGUUCAACUCUUGAAUGACGAUGAAGCUCAUCAAUUGUUUUGUGAAAAAGCUUUUGAUGAUAAUAUAAUUAUGAGUUGUGACGAGAUUAGCAGAGAGUACAAAAAGUUGACGGAUCUUGCACUUAAAUAUGCUCAAGGCCUUCCCUUGGCAGUUAAAGGUUUGGGGUCAUAUCUACGCGGUCGAGAUAUCUCUGUAUGGAGAAGUGCCUUAGAUAGACUGAAAAAUAAUCCAAAGAAGGAAAUCGCAGAUGUGCUUCAACUUAGUUUUGAUGGAUUGGAACCCCUCGAAAAGGAAAUAUUUUUGGAUAUCGCUUGUUUCUUUAACCACCAAAUGGAUUAUCGUGUGGAAGACAUGUUGUACUGUCGUGGUCUUCAUCCAAAGAUUGGAAUAAGUGUACUCAUCGAUAAAUCAUUAAUAACAAUUGAUGGAUUCUAUAUUAGAAUGCAUGACCUGUUUGCAAGAGUUAGGCAUGAGAAUAGUUCGGCAAAGUGCUCCAAAUGA
Arachis duranensis is the source of this 1524-nucleotide messenger RNA. Its product is annotated as disease resistance protein Roq1. Gene Ontology annotation, biological process: signal transduction; defense response. NCBI's taxonomy places the organism in Eukaryota, Viridiplantae, Streptophyta, Magnoliopsida, Fabales, Fabaceae. The transcript has 2 exons. Gene Ontology annotation, molecular function: ADP binding. The coding region runs from base 1 to 1524 and encodes 507 amino acids. The record is from RefSeq and is a predicted model, not a curated record.